Molecule: messenger RNA, 3179 nt
Organism: Pipistrellus kuhlii (Kuhl's pipistrelle)
Lineage: Eukaryota; Metazoa; Chordata; Mammalia; Chiroptera; Vespertilionidae
Gene: MX2
Product: MX dynamin like GTPase 2
Exons: 15
Coding region: 174-2318 (714 amino acids)
Biological process (GO): defense response to virus
Cellular component (GO): microtubule; nucleus; cytoplasm
Molecular function (GO): GTPase activity; GTP binding; microtubule binding
Source: RefSeq, a predicted model, not a curated record
GUUUCGUUUCUCUGGCUGCGGGUGCAGGAAAAGCUCAGGAGAGGAGUGGCUCCCCCACCAGAUAAAGGGCGGCGUUGGAAGAGAGAGGGCAGAUCAGACGAGGCUCCGUCCGAAGUCCUGAAGGCUCACAGAGCUCGCCGAGAAGCACUGCCUGCUGCCCUCACCGUCAACUGAUGCCGAAAAGCCACAAGUCUGCGCAGCAGCCGAGGCACACCCUACUCCCCUCCCCGCCCUCUCCAAAGGCAGAGAUGAAUUUCUUCCCGAAGCAGCCUUUCGGCGCCCCAGAAGGGCAGAUGACGUUUUCCCCCAUCUUUGCGCGUUCUCCCCAACCGAGAGAGACCAACCCGGCCUUCCUCACCAAGAACUUCAGCUCAAUGACAUUGAACCCUCAGAUGCCGAGAGAAACCAGGAGCCCUCCCAGGACAAAGGGGCUGGAGAACAACCUGUACAGCCAGUACGAGGAGAAGGUGCGGCCCUGCAUCGACCUCAUCGACUCCCUGCGGGCGCUGGGCGUGGAGCAGGACCUGGCCCUGCCCGCCAUCGCCGUCAUCGGGGACCAGAGCUCCGGCAAGAGCUCCGUGCUGGAGGCGCUGUCGGGCGUCGCCCUCCCCAGAGGCAGCGGAAUCGUAACCAGGUGUCCGCUGGUGCUAAAGCUGAAGAAGCAGCUGGCAGACUCCCCGUGGGCGGGGAAGCUCAGCUACCGGGGCACAGAGCUCCAGCUCCAGGACCCCUCCCAGGUGGAGAGGGAAAUACACAAAGCCCAGAACACCAUCGCCGGGAAUGGAGUUGGCAUCAGCCACGAGCUCAUCAAUCUGGAGAUCACCUCCCCCGAGGUUCCGGAUCUGACCCUCAUUGAUCUUCCUGGCAUCGCCAGGGUGGCUGUGGGAAAUCAGCCCCAGGACAUUGGACAGCAGAUCAAGGCUCUCAUCAAGAAGUACAUCCAGAGGCAGCAGACCAUCAACUUGGUGGUGGUGCCCUGUAACGUGGACAUCGCCACCACAGAGGCGCUGAGCAUGGCUCACGAAGUGGACCCCGAAGGAGACAGGACCAUUGGGAUCCUGACCAAGCCGGACCUGGUGGACAAGGGCACGGAAAAGACUGUGGUGAACGUGGCGCAGAACCUGACGUACCGCCUCAAGAAGGGCUACAUGAUCGUCAAGUGCCGGGGCCAGCAGGAGAUCACCGACAAGCUGAGCCUGGUGGAGGCCACCCAGAAAGAAAGGAUGUUCUUCCAGGCGCAUCCGUAUUUCAGAGUCCUCCUGGAGGAAGGCAAGGCCACAGUGCCCCGCCUGGCAGAGAGACUCACCACUGAGCUCAUCUGGCACAUCAACAAAUCACUGCCGCUGUUGGAGGAUCAGAUCCGAGAGAGCCACCUGAGCUCCAUGGAGGAGCUGCGCCAGUGCGGGGAGCACAUCCCCAACACCGAUGCCGACAAGAUGUUCUUUCUGGUCGAGAAAAUCAAAGUGUUCAAUCGGAACAUUGAAAGGUUAGUAGAUGGAGAAGAAGUGGUGAAGGACAAAGAGACACGCUUAUACAACAAACUCCGGGAGGAGUUUAAACAGUGGGUCCGCGUACUUGCAGCCAAUUCCCAAAAGGUUAAAAAUAUCAUUCAUGAAGAAGUCUCAAAGUAUGAAAACCAGUACCGGGGCAAAGAACUUCUUGGGUUUGUCAAUUACAAGACGUUCGAGACCAUUGUGCAGCAGUACAUCCAGCAGCUGGUGGAGCCCGCCCUGAGCAUGCUCCAGAAGGCCGUGGAAAUCGUCCGGCAAACGUUCAUUGAAGCAGCCAAAACACAUUUUGGCGAAUUUUCCAACCUUAAUCAAACAGCCCGGAACAAGAUUGAAGACAUAAAAACAAAGCAAGCAGAAACAGCAACAAAUAUGAUCCACCUGCAGUUCAGGAUGGAGCAGCUGGUUUAUUGUCAAGACCAGAUUUACAGCGAGAUUCUACAAAAAAUUCGGGAACAGACCUUUAACACGGACGGAAGCAUUUCACAGGCUUCUCCCCUGAGACUGUCUUCGAAUACUCCUCCGUCUUCUGUUUCCUCCAUCACUGAGAUCGGGAUGCAUCUGAACGCAUACUUCCUGGAGACCAGCAAGCGGCUCGCCAACCAGAUUCCAUUCAUAAUCCAGUAUUUCAUGCUCCAAGAGAAUGGCGAUUACUUGCAGAAAGCCAUGAUGCAGAUCCUGCAGGAAAAGGACCAGUAUUCCUGGCUGCUCCAGGAGCAGAGUGAGACCGCCCUCAAGAGGAAGUUCCUGAAGGAGAAGAUCUACCGGCUCACCCAGGCGCGGCGCGAGCUCUACAAAUUCUCCUCUUAAAGGGGCGGAUAGAUGGAAGGGCAACAGUACUUGGGAGUUUUCUCUUAGGCCGGUUCGUUGUAAGGGGAUGUGGCGCAGCCAGUGGCUUCCGGUUCGGGCCAGCCUUUCCUGUGGCUGUCUGUCCAUCUUCGCUGAACUGCCCCAGAGUGUAGACCUCAAGCCUACACUUGCUUAGAGCUGUCACCUGCACCUGCUUGAACAGAUGUCUCUCCAGCCCACUGCCUCCAGCUACAGCUUUAACUACCGCUGUCAUUCCUUGUUCAUUUGUCUCUCCCGGCCCAUCAGAUCAGGAGACCCCCAGAGAGGAAAAGUGAGUAUUAUAGUCUUCUUCUGUAUUUCCAGAAUCCUCCGUGGCACCUGGCACAUAGUAGCUGCUCAAUAAAUGCUAUCUCAGUGAGCAAAUGAAUGAUGGAGAUUCCCGGAGGCCAUGGCUGGAAUCAGACUUUGCUUAUUGGGGAUGGUGUCCCUGAGCUGGUCACUUUCAGAUGAAUUGGGUCAUGCCACCUGCUGUGAUCACAUUUCCCAGCUUCCUCUGGGAGAGAAGGACCGGAACGAUACUAUUAUUAAUUAUAGUAGAGGUUUAGAGCAUGAAAUUUGUGCACUUUAGGAGGUGUCCCCACCUGCUUACUGCUUCUUACCACCCCGCUCACUGCUCCUUACUGCUGCCUCUGAGGCGGCUCCUGCCACCAGGACUGUGCUCACCAGUUCUGAGCCUGGCUUCUGGCUGAGCGGCGCUCCCCAUGUGGGAGAACACUGACCACCAGAGGGAAGCUCUGCAUUGAGCGUCUGCCCCCUGGUGGUCAGCCCACAUCAUUACGACAGGUCAUUUUGCUGUUCAUUCGAUUUGCAUAUUAGCCUUUU